Oldenlandia corymbosa var. corymbosa is the source of this 948-nucleotide messenger RNA. The record is from the annotation of a GenBank genome assembly. NCBI's taxonomy places the organism in Eukaryota, Viridiplantae, Streptophyta, Magnoliopsida, Gentianales, Rubiaceae.
AUGGGUAAACGCUCGGCUUUUGAUGAUUCAGACGAGGAGGAACCAUAUCCCGCGGAGAGGAUACAAGAAACUCCUCAACCUGUAAUGGGACAAGCGCCCUCCAAUCAGAUGACGAGGGCGCACGUAGAGAGUUCGAGGAAAAGGAACCCCUCGGGUCAAGCCUCGGGCCAUCAAAAAAGAAAGUGGGGGGAUCCCGAGGUGGUGGAAGUCGAUCCCUUGUCCUUCAGCCUGCCAGCGAUCCACGAGUUGUCUUCUAUCGACGAACUCUUGAAGGAGGGAUACGAAGACCAAGGGCAAGGAGCGGGCCAGUUCGAGGGCGUUCCCGAGGGUCACGCUCUACUCACGUUCGACCCUCCACGGGUUGAAUGCGCGGACUUGCCCGCCACAGGGAUGCCGCGACUGGAGGACGGCAUGAGACAGGCCAUGCAAGCAGUGAACUCCUUCGUGACGGUGUGCACGGACUUGGAGAGACAGCUGGCCUCGGCCAGGACGAAGGCUGCCAGCGAGGCCGGCAAAGCUAGGGAGGCCGAGGCGCGGCUCCAGGCCCUGGAGGAAGAGAAGAGGAGGCUGGAAGAGGACAUCUCUACAAUGAGAGGGCAGUUCGAAGGCAUGGAACUGGCUUACAGUCUCCAAAUUGAGAGCCUCCAGGCGACGAGCGUCCCCAAAUCCCACCUGGACAAGUACAUCCUCGCCGAGCAGAUUGCUGAGACUUGCCCCACCGUUUCUAAGCCCGAGGACAUCAUAGAUAUCCCGGGCAGUCUUUCCUUCGUCUUCCAGAUGCCAAGGGGAACUCAAACGCCUCUGAGGACGCCGCCGGGGCCUAAUGAGGAGCCGGAGACGGUCGGACAUACACCACCCCCCAAAGGGCACAACUCCGGGAGCUGCGGAGGGGGCGGCAAUUUGACUGACUCCAACACCAACAGUAGAGACAAGGUGAAUGAUGCGUAG